AUGGAGGUACCAUACUAUCUUGGAAGAAGCCUCCACACACACCUGGAAGAAAUGCAACAUAGAUUCUACUCAUUUGUGCCCUCCUUGGCCAUCGUUGAGUUAUUGGCGACUCUUUGGGCAGUUGAGUCUCUGAAAAACAUGCAUAUGACGGACAUUAUCUUUGAGACUUCGUUUCUCUUGGCUAAAGAUGCUCUGCUGAAUGCCCACAGUUACCUAUUUUGUCGUGAUCUGAUAGAUGAGAUUUUGCAGCUCCUUCCGGCAAUCAGAUCUUGGAGUCUAGACUAUGUCAGGUCUGACACUAACUAUGCGGCCAAUGCUAUUGCGUUAAGCGUCACACCGGAUUAUCAAUACCAGUUCUACGUUGGGCACCAAGGGCCUACAUGGUUCCAUAAUCUUCUCGCUGUAGAAGCAGCUCAGAUUACUCACUGA
Microthlaspi erraticum is the source of this 429-nucleotide messenger RNA. The record is from the annotation of a GenBank genome assembly. Lineage: Eukaryota; Viridiplantae; Streptophyta; Magnoliopsida; Brassicales; Brassicaceae.